Messenger RNA from Dentiscutata erythropus, 203 nucleotides. Lineage: Eukaryota; Fungi; Glomeromycota; Glomeromycetes; Diversisporales; Gigasporaceae. The record is from the annotation of a GenBank genome assembly.
GCAAAUCUUACAAGACUUGUAACUGUUGUAGAACUUCGAAAACUAAUAACAAAACUACUAAGCAAAGUGAAUUAGUUGGCGAUUCUAAUAUUGAACAACCUACAAUCGAGCUAAUUUCUUUUCAAGAAAUUAGCAAAUAUAUUAUCGAUGCAAUUGAUGACUUGGAAUACAAUGCUGAACUUUCGCUUUCUUUUUGUGUUUAA